AUGGGAGCCACUCGGAAGCCACGAGAAUAUGAUAUCGAUCAACCGAGUCAUACCGAAGAAUUGUCCAAUUGGAUACUCAGGGUUCGCUCUAAGAAAAUAAAUUGCCGUCGAAACCGCAGACGCAACCUGAGGAUGGAAGCUGUCCUUACGUACACCCUUUCUAAGGCUGAGCGAGAGCUGCGCAACAAGCAGAUGUUGAGAUUCAAGAGAUGGCAGCAGGUUAAAGACAAACUCACCAUAAGUCAAAGACACUGCCAAAAUGAGGAGGAGUUCUCCGAAUCUAGCUACGACGAGCGAGAGGGGAAUGUCUGGGAGGCGCCGCUGUGCUCGGAAUUGAGCAGCUUGGACAGUUUUAUGUUGAUGCUGAAGGAAAUCAAGGCUCCCUUGCAAAGAUGA
This is a messenger RNA of Diprion similis, 396 nucleotides long. RefSeq lists its product as uncharacterized. The record is from RefSeq and is a predicted model, not a curated record. NCBI's taxonomy places the organism in Eukaryota, Metazoa, Arthropoda, Insecta, Hymenoptera, Diprionidae. The transcript has a single exon. The coding region runs from base 1 to 396 and encodes 131 amino acids.